AUGGCUUCAUUUCUCGAUCAUGCCUACAGCUUGGUCCACCAGGACAACACGGCCGACGUGCCGACCCUGGCCGAUCUCAAGACGCAGCUGGAAAAGGGGACCGACGAAAGCAAGGUCGAGACGAUGAAGCGCAUCCUCACCAUUAUGCUCAACGGCGACUCGAUGCCCCAGCUCCUGAUGCACAUUAUCCGAUUCGUCAUGCCCUCGAAGCACAAGGCCCUGAAGAAGAUGCUCUACUUUUACUACGAGAUCUGCCCCAAGCUUGACUCCACUGGCAAGCUCAAGCAGGAGAUGAUCCUGGUUUGCAACGGCAUCAGGAACGAUCUUCAACAUCCCAACGAAUACAUUCGCGGCAACACCCUGCGCUUCCUCUGCAAGCUCCGCGAGCCCGAGCUCAUCGAGCCCCUCCUGUCCUCCGCAAGGCAAUGUCUGGAGCACCGCCACGCCUACGUUCGCAAGAAUGCCGUCUUUGCCGUUGCCUCCAUCUUCCAGCACUCUCCUUCGCUCAUCCCUGACGCGCCCGAACUCAUCAGCACCUUCCUCGAGGCCGAGACCGACCCCACAUGCAAGAGGAAUGCGUUUGCCGCCCUGUCCUCUAUCGACCACGAGAGGGCUCUCGUUUACCUCAGCCAGGUCUUUGACGGCAUCCCGAACGCAGAGGAGCUCCUUCAGCUGGUGGAGCUCGAGUUUAUCCGCAAGGAUGCUGUGCAGAACUCCCAGAACAAGCCGCGGUAUCUGCGUCUCAUCUUUGACCUGCUCGAGGCCAACACGUCUACUGUCGUAUACGAGGCCGCCUCGUCCCUGACCGCCCUCACGAACAACCCUGUUGCCGUCAAGGCCGCCGCCGCCAAGUUCAUUGAGCUCAGCAUCAAGGAGGCCGACAACAAUGUGAAGCUGAUCGUUCUCGAUCGCGUCGAUCAGCUGCGCAGGAAGAGCCCCGGCGUUCUCGACGACUCGGUCAUGGAAAUCCUGCGUGUGCUGUCCAGCCCCGAUAUCGACGUCAGGAGGAAAGCGCUCAACCUGGUUCUCGACAUGGUGUCGAGCAAGAACGUCGAGGAAGUUGUCUUGUUGCUGAAGAAGGAGCUGUCCAAGACGGUCGACCAGGAGUAUGAGAAGAACACGGAAUACCGCCAGCUCCUGAUCCACUCCAUCCACCAGUGCGCCAUCAAGUUCUCCGAGGUGGCGGCCAGCGUCGUUGAGCUGCUGAUGGACUUUGUCGCCGACUUUAACAACGCGUCUGCAGUCGAUGUCAUCAACUUUGUCAAGGAGGUCGUGGAAAAGUUCCCCAAGCUUCGCAAGCCCAUCGUUGCCAGGCUCGUCGCCACGCUGGGCGAGGUUCGCGCUGGCAAGGUCUACCGGGGCAUCAUGUGGAUCAUUGGUGAAUACUCCCUCGACGAGGGUGACGUUCGGGAUGCUUGGAAGAGGAUACGCGCGAGUCUCGGCGAGAUCCCCAUCCUUGCCUCGGAACAACGACUGCUGGAUGAUAAUGACGACGAGAAGAAGGAGGAGGAGCAGGUCAACGGACAUUCGAAGCCCGCGGCGCCCUCUGGCUCGCGCAAGGUGUUGGCAGAUGGAACCUACGCGACCGAGACUGCCCUCACAAGCCAGUCGUCGGCGGCAGCGAAGCUCGAGGCCGUCAAGGCGGCUCAGAAGCCACCGCUGAGACAGCUCAUCCUCGAUGGCGACUACUAUCUCGCCACUGUUCUAUCAGCCACCCUGACCAAGCUCGUCAUGAGGCACGCACAGAUCUCCAAGGAUACCGCCCGCACCAACGCCCUGAGGGGCGAGGCCAUGCUCAUCAUGAUCUCCAUCAUUCGCGUGGGCCAGUCUCAGUUUGUCAAGGCCCCCAUUGACGAGGACUCUGUCGACCGUAUCAUGUCCGGUGUGCGGUCACUGUCCGAGUUCACCCAGCACAAGCAGAUUGAGACGGUGUAUCUGGACGACACGCGAAAGGCCUUCCGCGCCAUGGUGCAAGCGGAAGAGAAGAAGCGCGCGGCAAAGGAGGCCGUCGAGAAGGCCAAGACGGCCAUCCAGGUCGAUGAUGUGGUCCAGAUCCGGCAAUUGUCGAAGAAGAACGCGGGCAGCGGCGUGGACGAGAUUGACAUUGACCUCGAGCGGGCCACGGGCGGCGAGUCGGCCGCUGAGGAUGUGUCGUCCAAGCUCAGCAGGGUAGUCCAGCUCACCGGUUUCUCCGAUCCCGUAUACGCCGAGACGUAUGUCACGGUGCAUCAGUUUGAUAUUGUUCUCGACGUCCUGCUCGUCAACCAGACGUCGGAGACGCUGCAGAACCUGUCGGUCGAGUUUGCGACGCUGGGCGACCUCAAGGUGGUCGAGAGGCCAACGACGCAGAACCUGGGCCCGCACGGCUUCCACAACGUGCAAUGCACGAUCAAGGUCCGGCGUCGUGCACGGAGACGCAGUUCCGCACCAUGUGGACCGAGUUUGAGUGGAGAACAAGGUCAACAUCAACUCAGGCGAAGACGCUGCGCGACUUCCUCGAGCAGCUCAUGGCAGCGACCAACAUGA
This is a messenger RNA of Verticillium alfalfae VaMs.102, 2526 nucleotides long. Its product is annotated as coatomer subunit beta. Gene Ontology annotation, molecular function: structural molecule activity. Gene Ontology annotation, biological process: endoplasmic reticulum to Golgi vesicle-mediated transport; intracellular protein transport; intra-Golgi vesicle-mediated transport. The record is from RefSeq and is a predicted model, not a curated record. Lineage: Eukaryota; Fungi; Ascomycota; Sordariomycetes; Glomerellales; Plectosphaerellaceae. The coding region runs from base 1 to 2526 and encodes 841 amino acids. The transcript is spliced from 3 exons. Gene Ontology annotation, cellular component: COPI vesicle coat; cytoplasm.